AUGGGAUACGGCGCCCCAGAAUGGCAGGGUUGGAUGCUGAAUGAAGAAGAAUCUCUUCCACUUAUUGAACACGCUUACAAGAAAGGCAUCAGAACCUGGGAUACUGCCGAUAUGUACUCCCAUGGCAAAUCCGAAGAGAUCGUGGGAAAAGCUCUGAAGAAAUACAACAUCCCCCGUUCCCGGGUGGUCAUCUUAACCAAAUGUUUCUUUGGUGUGGACGAUGAGGGAAACUUUCCACCCCCUCUCUCGACCGGGAGACAGAACGCGGGUGACUUCUUGCGUCGGUCUUUCUCGCAGACACGUCCUGGAGGCCGUUGA
Messenger RNA from Aspergillus melleus, 318 nucleotides. RefSeq names its product CSG1/SUR1-like protein (gene CSH1). The coding region runs from base 1 to 318 and encodes 105 amino acids. The record is from RefSeq and is a predicted model, not a curated record. The transcript is spliced from 2 exons. NCBI's taxonomy places the organism in Eukaryota, Fungi, Ascomycota, Eurotiomycetes, Eurotiales, Aspergillaceae.